AUUCAACUCAAGAAUCGAUCUUGAUGAGAAUAUUAUCGUAAUUGACUAAGACCUUAUGAUUUUUGAGACCUCAAACACAGCCCACCACGAAAUUUACAAAGGCAUUCACAUUCAAACAGUUGAGCGACGAGUUUUUAUUCCAGAUUUCGUCUCAUAGUCGCUGUCACUACUACUACAUUUUCAUUCAUUCAUCUCUUUUUUUUUUAUUAAAAACAUUAAAUAUUGGCAGACCCCAUUUUCCGUGUUUUCAGUUUUUAGCUUCCAAAACGGAAGCUUUCGACUUAUUCAUUUUAUUCUUUGUGCGCGUUCAUCAAUAUCUGCUGGCUACACUUGUAGAGUUGUAGUCUCCAAAUUUGAUGAUCGCAGUUAUAUGUAAACAUUUUUGCCCAUUCGAAAUAUAAAAGGUGAAUUUCUUUUUGUGUUGUAUACAUCGGUUGUCUAUUCGGGGGCAACUUUGCCUUUUGAAGUUGCAGACCACUCAAGAAAAGUUGAUCGUACGUGUAAUAUAUUUGACUGAUUUUGUUUUCUGCAACUCAAGUGUGAGAUUUGAAGCCCCCCUUUCUCUUUUUGUUUAUCUGGGUUUCUUUUGGGUGAUAGAGCUGGGGUUUUCAGUAAGAUUUUUAGCAAUUUUACGGUUGUGGGUUUUGUUGUGAGAGAAAUUUAUGAUCUGAGUUCAGCAAUUUGAUGCCGGUGAUUGCGGUUUCUGUCUGCUGGGAUUGCAUUGCAAGAUUUGAUUCUGGAGCAGGAAUGGUAGAAUUUGAUUGAUUUGGAGGCUGAUGUGAUGUCAUCUGCAUCUCCGUCCCCAAAUUCUCCCGUUGCUGCUGCGCCGCCACCAAUUUCCACCUCUCCUCCGCCUCCUCAGUCUUCGACUCCAUUGGAUUCUCCAACACCAGAACUUGCCCCACCACCUCAGCUCCUUUCACCUCCGCCGAAUCCUCCUCGUGCACCGCCACCUCAGCCGGAUUCAUCUCCACCAACCGCCUCACCACCACCACCACAAACCCCUCCUGAGGAAGCUGUAACUCCCAUGGCUUCACCACCACCAACUUCCUCUCCACCUCCACCCGUCGAUGCAUCUCCUCCGGCCAAUGCGCCUCCUCCGUCUAGUCCACCUCCUCCAUCAACUCCACCUCCUCAGCCAUCAAGUCCUCCUCCAAUUUUCUCUCCACCUCCACCUGAUCCACCACCAACAAGUCCUCCUACUUCACCACCUCCCUCAACUAAUCCUUCCCCACCCCCGCCAGCACCGACAAAUAGUUCCCCACCUCCACCAUCAACUUCACCGCCGAACAAUUCUCCUCCUCCUCCUCCUCCACGUCCGCCUCCUGAUAAUUCACCUCCACCACCGUCACGUAAUCCCCCUGCAAGUUCCCCUCCACCACCAUCAAAUAGACCUCCCCAAAAUUCACCCCCCCCACCACCAGCAGCCGUGCCACCCCGCAGCCCUUCCACUCCUCCAGUACCUUCUCAGUCUCCACCACCUCCAAAUUCUCCUCCAAGACCACUACCACCACCUUCAGGAGGAACGUCACCACCUCCUCCUUCCACAGCCUCAUCACCACCCCUUUUUUCCCCUCCAUCUCUGGAUCCACCACGUGAUACCAACUCCAAUGAUGAUGCACCGCAAAGUUCACAACCCUCAAGUGGUGGUGGCCCCAGCAACGUAGUCCCAAUCGGAAUUGGCAUUGGCGUGGCUAUUCUAUUUGUUGGUAUAAUUGGAGUUGUAAUAUGGCGUUGCUUGAAGAGAACAAGAAAGACUUCUGGCCACAAUGGGGGUUACAUCAUGCCAACCUCAAGUUCCUCUCCAACGUCCGGUGCUAGUUUACUUAAAGUACAAGUAUCAUCACCAAAUAAUGAAAGUGGUUCUGGAAAUGGCACUACAUAUUCACCCCGUGAGCCUGGUUUGGGGAACUCAAGGUCAUGGUUCACCUACGAAGAACUAGCUAAUGCCAGUAACAGAUUUUCGGCCCAGAAUCUCUUGGGCCAAGGUGGUUUUGGUUCUGUAUACAAAGGAACUCUUGCAGAUGGUAGAGAAGUAGCAAUUAAGCAGUUAAGGAACGGUGGAGGACAGGGGGAGCGGGAAUUCAGAUCCGAAGUCGAGAUAAUUAGUCGUAUACACCACCGCCAUUUGGUCUCACUUGUAGGUUAUUGCAUUUCUGGGGAAAGAAGACUGCUUGUAUUAGAUUAUCUUCCUAAUAAUACCCUCUACUUCCAUCUUCAUGCUGAAGGUCAGCCUGUCUUGGACUGGGAUACACGUGUGAAGAUUGCUGUUGGUGCAGCUCGUGGGAUAGCUUACCUUCAUGAAGACUGCCAUCCUCGUAUUAUCCAUAGAGAUAUCAAGUCGUCAAAUAUCCUUCUAGACAGCAACUUUGAAGCUCGGGUUUCCGAUUUUGGACUAGCUAAAUUAGCUAUGGAUGCAAAUACACAUAUCACCACACGCGUAAUGGGAACUUUUGGAUACAUGGCUCCCGAGUAUGCAUCCAGUGGCAAGUUGACUGAAAAAUCCGACGUGUAUUCCUUUGGAGUCGUGCUCUUAGAGUUGAUUACUGGACGAAAGCCUGUAGAUACAUCUCAGCCGCUAGGGGACGAGAGCCUCGUUGAAUGGGCCCGGCCUUUAUUAAGUCAUGCAGUCGAGACAGACGAAUUCGGGGCAUUGGCUGAUCCAAGCCUGGCAGGAAAUUUUAUUACUGGCGAGAUGUUCCUGCUAAUUCAAGCUGCAGCAGCUUGUGUUCGCCAUUCAUCCACGAAGAGGCCCACAAUGGGACAGGUUGUGAGGGCGUUCGACAAUAUGGUCACGUCAGAUUUGACAAACGGGAUGAGAGUCGGGGAAAGUGAAAUAUUCAACUCUGCCGAACAAUCUGAAGAGAUCAGAUUGUUUCGGAGGAUGGCAUUUGGAAGUCAAGAAUUUAGUACUGAUUUCUUCACGCAAAACAGCGGGAGCAGCGAACGCAACCGACAAAGUAGCCAGAGAGAUUGAUGGAAAUGAGAUGCAGUUUCCAAUCAAGAAUGAAUUUUUUUGAAGUAAAUGAAAAUGGCAGGUGAUGCUGGUUGAGAGGUACUAGCCGCAUUGAGCUAUAACUGACUCCACUUCAACUUAGUUGUUUUAGGCUCUUGUAGAUUCUGUGUAUUCUAUUUCUAGGACCAAUUUUUUCUUGUACAUAGGUCUUCUUUUUUCUUUCUUUUGUGGGGUUUUUAGUUCUAAUAAAGUUCAUUCAAUUUUGCCCUUCA
This is a messenger RNA of Salvia miltiorrhiza (redroot sage), 3228 nucleotides long. RefSeq names its product proline-rich receptor-like protein kinase PERK9. The record is from RefSeq and is a predicted model, not a curated record. Gene Ontology annotation, molecular function: ATP binding; protein kinase activity. NCBI's taxonomy places the organism in Eukaryota, Viridiplantae, Streptophyta, Magnoliopsida, Lamiales, Lamiaceae. Gene Ontology annotation, biological process: protein phosphorylation. The coding region runs from base 782 to 2977 and encodes 731 amino acids. The transcript is spliced from 9 exons.